ACCUUGGUCAUGCCAAGAUGAUGAUGUAUAAUAUUUAAAAUACUUGUUUCGGAUACUCCAACUAGUGAUAGUUGUUUUUUUUUUUUUUAUUGCGGGUAGAUGUGUAAGAAGUAACAGCUAAAAUUUUUGUCUCCAAAUAUAAGUGUUAUUUUAAAUUAUAUAUAUUGUAUAAGUAGUUAUAUAUUUAUGUGUAUAUUAAUAGUCUAGCUAAUAUCUACCUGCAGUGAUAUUAUUUCCUUUCUUUCACUCCUAUAAUCUCAUAAUGGACGCACUACAACAAUCAAUGAACACAAUGAUGGAGCUUCUUAACGCAAAGAUGGUAACAUUCCAAGAGGAUCUCCAAAGGAUAAGUACUACACCAGCCACAAUCUCCUCAUUGGCGGCAAACUUCACCGCCUUUCGGUCAUUUGCAGCUGAGGUGAUGAACAACCUACAACAUCAGGUACAAAUACUUGCACGUCAAAUGGAACAACUUGAAAUGCGCAGUCGACGCAAAAUCUUGCUGUUCCAUGGGGUUCAAGAGCGUGGGGGCGAUGACUCUGCUUCGGAAGUAGUCAGAAUUGUAACUGAGCACUUUAAACUUCCUGACUUCUCUGCAAAUGACAUCAGUAGAAGUCAUCGUCUGGGACGAUCAAGCGCUGACAAACCAAAGCCUAUUUUAGUAAAAUUCCGAAAUGCAGCUACUCGUAAUAAAAUAUGGUUUGCUAAGACAGCAUUGAAGGAUAGCGGCGUCACUAUGUCAGAAUUCCUGACCAAGUCUAGACAUGAUGCAUUCAUGGCUGCUCGUCAACAGUUCGGAGUGAAGAGAUGUUGGACUCGGGACGGCUAUGUGAUUGUAAUUACAUCAGAUGGUUUAAAACACCGAGUCAGUACUGUCGACGAAGUUCAAAAACUCAUCCAGGUUUCUGCUGCAGUACCUAAGUAA
Messenger RNA from Galleria mellonella (greater wax moth), 925 nucleotides. RefSeq lists its product as uncharacterized. NCBI's taxonomy places the organism in Eukaryota, Metazoa, Arthropoda, Insecta, Lepidoptera, Pyralidae. The transcript has a single exon. The record is from RefSeq and is a predicted model, not a curated record. The coding region runs from base 263 to 925 and encodes 220 amino acids.